AUGAAGACUCAGUGGAAGGAUCUCCCCCCGGUCCCCAACUCGCAAGAGUUCCUCGACAUCGUUCUCUCGAGGACGCAGCGCCGGCUGCCGACCCAGAUCCGCUCGGGUUUCAAGAUUUCCAGAAUCAGAGGUUUCUACACCCGCAAGGUCAAGUUCACCCAGGAAACCAUCAGCGAGAAGCUCGGCCUGAUCAUCGAGUCGUUCCCUCGCCUCAACGACAUCCACCCCUUCCACAAGGACCUGAUCAACACCCUCUACGAUGCCGACCACUUCAAGAUCGCCCUCGGUCAGCUCUCGACCGCGAAGCACCUUAUCGAGACUAUCUCCAGAGAUUACGUCCGACUCUUGAAGUAUGGCCAGUCGCUUUUCCAGUGCAAGCAGCUGAAGCGUGCCGCGCUUGGUCGCAUGGCCACGCUCAUCAAGCGCCUCAAAGACCCUCUGGUUUACCUGGACCAGGUUAGACAGCAUCUUGGCCGUCUUCCCUCGAUCGAUCCCAACACUAGAACCCUUCUCAUCACGGGUUUCCCCAACGUCGGAAAGUCUUCUUUCCUCAAGUCCGUCUCCAGAGCCGACGUCGAUGUCCAGCCGUACGCCUUCACAACGAAGUCGCUCUUCUGCGGUCACUUUGACUACAAGUACCUUCGUUUCCAGUGCAUUGACACCCCUGGUAUUCUCGACCACCCUCUCGAGGAGAUGAACACCAUUGAGAUGCAGUCCGUCACCGCCAUUGCCCAUCUGCGAUCCGCCAUUCUCUACUUCAUGGAUCUCAGCGAGCAGUGCGGUUACUCCAUCCAGGCCCAGAUCAACCUCUUCCAGAGCAUCAAGCCCUUGUUCCAGAACAAGAUUGUCUUCAUCGUCGUCAACAAGAUCGAUGUGGUCAAGCCCGAGGACCUCGACGCCGCCACCCAGGCCCAGCUCCAGGGUCUCCUCAAGUCGGGCGAGGUCGAGAUGCUCCAGCUCUCUUGCAACACCCAGGAGGGCGUUCAGAACGUCAAGAACACCGUCUGCGAGCGCCUCAUCGCCGAGCGCGUCUCCCAGAAGCUCAACGCCGGCACCAACAGCAGCGGCAACAUUGGCGGCCGCCUCGCCGACGUCAUGGCGCGUAUCCACGUCGCCCAGCCCGGCACCAGCCAGCCCCUCCAGACCUUCAUCCCCGAGGGCAUCAAGAACAUGAAGAAGUAUGACAAGGAGGACCCGGAGCGCCGGAGGCUCGCCAAGGACGUCGAGGCCGAGAACGGCGGCGCCGGCGUCUACAGCGUCGACAUGCGCCAGGACUGGCUCCUCGCCGACGACGAGUGGAAGCACGACAAGAUCCCCGAGGUCUUUGACGGCAAGAACGUCUACGACUUCAUCGACCCGGAUAUCGACGCCAAGCUCCAGGCCCUCGAGGAGGAGGAGGAGCGCCUCGAGAAGGAGGGCUACUACGAGUCGGACGAGGAGCUCGACGACGAGGAGGAGGCCGACAUCCUCUCCAAGGCCGAGAUCAUCCGCGAGAAGCAGGCCCUCAUCCGCAACGAGGCCAAGAUGAAGAAGCGCCUCAAGAACCAGGCCAUCAUCCCCCGCAAGUCCCAAAAGGUGCCCCUCUCCCAGAUGGACGACGCCCUCGACCAGCUCGGUGUCGACACCACCGACAUUGUCAACCGCGCCCGCGCCCAGUCCCGCCCCCGCGGCCGCUCCUCCGGCCUUUCCCGCGCCGGCACCGAGGACGUCGACAUGAUGGACACGGACGCCACCCCGCGCGAGCGCCUGCGCUCCCACAGCCGCGCCCGCAGCCAGAGCCGCGCUCCCAUUGUCAACAGGCGUGAGGACGGUGUCCAGGACGACGAAGCCCGCGACAAGGCCGACCGCCUCGCCAAGCUCUCCCAGAAGAAGCGCAACCGCAUGGCGAGACAGGGUGAGGGUGAUCGUCACACUACCGUAUCGCUGCAAAGGCACUUGGUUGCCGGCAAGCGUGGCCUCGGCAAGAACCAGAGACGUUAA
Colletotrichum acutatum is the source of this 1980-nucleotide messenger RNA. RefSeq names its product nucleolar GTP-binding protein 1. NCBI's taxonomy places the organism in Eukaryota, Fungi, Ascomycota, Sordariomycetes, Glomerellales, Glomerellaceae. The record is from RefSeq and is a predicted model, not a curated record. Gene Ontology annotation, biological process: ribosomal large subunit biogenesis. The transcript is spliced from 6 exons. Gene Ontology annotation, molecular function: RNA binding; GTPase activity; GTP binding. Gene Ontology annotation, cellular component: nucleolus. Bases 1 to 1980 code for a protein of 659 amino acids.